Molecule: messenger RNA, 695 nt
Organism: Nannospalax galili (Upper Galilee mountains blind mole rat)
Lineage: Eukaryota; Metazoa; Chordata; Mammalia; Rodentia; Spalacidae
Product: whey acidic protein-like
Exons: 4
Coding region: 165-560 (131 amino acids)
Cellular component (GO): extracellular region
Molecular function (GO): peptidase inhibitor activity
Source: RefSeq, a predicted model, not a curated record
GCCCAGGCCUGCUCUGUCCAUGUGUCCAAGAAGGAAGUACUUUAGCCCAACUAGGGCUGUGCCAGCCUACCUCCCCUAACCUCCCCAAGUCUUCCUCCUGUGGGUCCUUUAAAUGCAUCUCAGGCACUCAGGCUGCCAUCAGUCACCUGCCUGCCACCACCAUCAUGCGCUGUCUCAUCAGCUUCGCUCUGGGCCUGCUCGCCCUGGAGGUGGCCCUUGCUCUGGAACCAGUCUUCACCUCAGCUCAGUUCAUGUGCCCUGAGGUCAGCUCUGAGGAAGAAAGAUCCUGUAUCAACCAGUGCAGUACCAGUGCAGAAUGUGGACUGGAUACCGUGUGCUGCCCCAGCAUAUGUGGUGGUUCCUGCAAAACCCCAAUCAGAAUUGGUAUCCCAAAGGCUGGCCAAUGCCCCUGGAAUCCACUCCACAUGAUCCCUGCCAAGCCAUGCCCAGAGCAGAGUGAAUGCUCCAGUGACAGUGACUGUGAGGGCAUAAUGAAAUGUUGUAACAUCAAAUGUGCCAUGAAGUGUCUGAUCCCUGAAGCAGAGGAGUCCUUUUAUUGAGCAGCCUGCCCUGGAAUCCCUGAUGGCCAGGAGUGACUGACCCAAGCCUGCUCAAACAAAAAACCUUCCCUCCUGGAUCCUGAGAGAAUAUGAUGCCUCCUAUCUGCUGCUAAUAAAAAAUUUCAUUUGGCUUUA